Messenger RNA from Babesia ovata, 2001 nucleotides. RefSeq names its product NUDIX family protein. Gene Ontology annotation, cellular component: cytoplasm. The record is from RefSeq and is a predicted model, not a curated record. Gene Ontology annotation, biological process: deadenylation-dependent decapping of nuclear-transcribed mRNA; nuclear-transcribed mRNA catabolic process, nonsense-mediated decay. The coding region runs from base 1 to 2001 and encodes 666 amino acids. Gene Ontology annotation, molecular function: RNA binding; 5'-(N(7)-methylguanosine 5'-triphospho)-[mRNA] hydrolase activity; manganese ion binding. NCBI's taxonomy places the organism in Eukaryota, Apicomplexa, Aconoidasida, Piroplasmida, Babesiidae. The transcript is spliced from 5 exons.
AUGAACGUCAAUACGCUUUAUCCGGGCAAUGUGGGCAGCCAACUGUCGUCCGAGGCCUUAUGCAGAAGCCUAAAGAAUGCGCUGGGUAUCAAUUCUCCCGGCGGUGGUGCCGCCGGCACUAGGGAGGAUGCAGGCAGCCGUAACCUUCGGGAGCCGUGCCCAAAUAUUGUUCUCCCGAGGUCCCCUGCAGCAAUGGCGACAUUUCCAGUAGCAAUGCCGCCUCAUCCCCCUAAUAAGGCCCGGGAUCCAAUGGCAGGUUACCCCUGCCCGUCAUCGAUUACGCCUCCGGUGCCCCGGUGCCCACCGCCGCAACCCUUGCCAUCUGAGGGCCACACCAGCGUCACGGUGCCGUCGUCGACCGUGGAUGUGGGUUUUGCGCCGUUGCCCGAGCGAGACCCAUCGAUAUCGAAGCAGCGCGCCCUCAUUUUGACCAAGAACAGCAACGUGGAUGCUGACUUGCUAGAUCAGGCACUAUCAGACUGCUACGGCCGCUUCGUCGCCCUGCUCCCGGAGGAGGUGCUGCGCGACCAUGUGCGGCUGUGCUUCUACCUGCGCGACGCUUACUGGUGGUACUGCGACAAGUGGGCCGUGCGCCACCCCAACAAGCUGUGCCCGCUGAAGUUCGGGGCGUUCCUGACUCUGGUUUGCGACGACUGCCCGCUGCUGCGCGCUUUUAUAAGCGACGAGGAGGAGAAGGUAUUGCUGGAAAACUGGUCUAAGUACAACCAGAAGAUACCGCUGCGCGGUUGUAUGGUGAUGAACAAGACCUGUGACAAGGUGCUGAUGGUGCAGAGCUACAACAGCAACAACUGGACCUUUCCGCGCGGCAAAACCGACGAGGAGGAAGCUGACAGUGCGUGCGCCGCCCGCGAGGUCCUGGAGGAGGUGGGCCUGGACGUGCGCGAGCUGAUACAUCCUGAGGUUUUUUUGGAGCACGUGAGCAACGGCCGCACGCUGAAGCUGUUUUUCGUCCCCGGCGUCGACGAAAACACCAAGCUCGGCUCAAAUACGGAGUACGAAAUCGGGGAGAUAAAGUGGAUACGGCUGUCGUCGCUGGUCGAGGCGCACAAGAGGCAAAUGAAGCAGUUCCGUCUUUUCGACGUCGCCCAGUUCGUGAAGGGCCUCUGGGAAUUCGUGCGCGACUUCCGCAGGGGGGAUCUGCGCGAGCACUUCCCUGGCGCCUACGCAGCGUUCUGCCGUGUGAAGGAAAGCGCAGAGGAGCUGCCAUUGCUAGACGGGUGCGGCCCCGGCGACCCGUUGCCGACGUCAAACGGUGGGCACAGGUCUCACCUUUCGAAGUUCCAGUUCAACGACCAGCAGAAGGCGGACCGGUGCUACGAAACUUUCGGCGAGACCAGCGGCUGGUCGGUCGACGAGAUGUUCAGGGUGAACCAGGAGAAGUUCGGCCGCGGUGGGGCCGUGUCGAGUCGUGCUGCGGCGUCACGCUUUCCGCCGCGCCGUUACAUAAUCAGCCAGCGUGCAAUCGCCAAGCAAUUUUACCAUCGCUUUUUUUGGUUCCUAUCGGAGAUGGCGACGGUAACAACCACGAUUAAGACCGAGCUCUGCUCGUUCAGCGACUACAGGGUUUACCCCGGCCGCGGCCAGAAGUUCGUGGCUCGCGAUGGGAAGGUGUACUUCUUCCUCACCUCCAAGGCUGCCUCCCUGCACAAGCAGCGUGUGAAGCCGGCCAAGGUUAAGUGGACUCCGAGCUGGAGGAAGGCCAACAAGAAGUUCCAGACGGUGGUGUCCCACCGCCGCCGCUCCAAGAAAGCCGCCAAGUACCAGAAGGCUUUCUUGGGCUUGAGUCUUGAGGAGCUCAAGGCCAAGCGUGCGACUGCCGCCAAGUCUGACUCUAAGCUGAACCCCAAGCAGGCUAUGCUCGCCGAGGCCAAGGAGAAGGCCAAGAAGCUCAAGGGCGCUGCUCCCAAGGCCGCUGGCGCUGUUCCCGCCAAGCAGGUCCCCAUCCCCAAGAAGAUCACCAAGACCGCCAUGCGCAAGUAA